Molecule: messenger RNA, 3986 nt
Organism: Haliotis rufescens (red abalone)
Lineage: Eukaryota; Metazoa; Mollusca; Gastropoda; Lepetellida; Haliotidae
Exons: 2
Coding region: 1759-3048 (429 amino acids)
Source: RefSeq, a predicted model, not a curated record
UCUACCGCAGAUCCGAACCAAAGCCCAAUCAACGCUACCUGUUUCCAAUUGAGUAUCCAAUCAUACCCGGACCUUUCUAUUAUUGUUGUUUACAUUUGUUCAGUCGGGCGUCUCACAACGACAACAGCAGCCAAACGCACCUCAGGAUUCAACGUUGCUCGCAUCUUAAUGGAAUGACUGAGCCGAAGGAUAGAUCGAUCGCCGCGAGUUAAGAUCAACACCGACAUUGUACGGUAACUAAGGUGCAAACUCGGGGAGGUCGUGUUUAUGUUGUGGAUUUAUUUGCCGUUUAGGGAACGUUCACUUACUCAAACUUGGCCAGAACAGCCCAGGUCGACAUAUAAAAGCUUAAAAGUCUUCAGCGUCAAACUUUAACGUUCUCAUUCAGCCCGUGAGUAGUCAAAUAUCACAGAUUGCCCGAUAACCGUACCGACGGGAUUAACCCCUGUCGGGCUCACUGACUUAGGACUCAUGGAAUGCCGGGAGGGCCUGAGAGGGAGAUUGAGUCCCAGUCAUUUCAGGACAAGUGGUGGACGACUUUUGUUUGGAGAGUGAGAGGAACUGCUGAAAUCCCGAGUGGAAAGUAUUUACCUUGAUACCCCGAAUAGUGUAUAAGUGCGACGUGUUCAAGUGAGGGAGGAGAUUCUUUCACGAUUAGAAAUAAGAGAUGUAUGGAGAUAAACGUCCAUCAACGGAGACUGAUCGACUGUUGUUGUGACGAGCAGCAGACGACAUGUUUAGAAGCAGGUGCACGAAGUAGUCGUAGUGAAGAAUGGAAGAACGUUGCAGAGACACGUUUAGUCAUACAGUUUGACAUCGGAAGCAGACGACUAGAUCCCAAUUGACCGACGCAUCCAGUCCCUUCCAGAACAUCGCACAUGUAUUUGUACGCCGCAUCCGAGGCAGACGACUAGAGAUCAAAGUAUAUUGGUUCUCUCAGUGAAAUAGUCCCGAUUCUGUCUUCUUACUCGAGUUUGACGUUGUUCAUGUUGAAGAUGUAUGUGCCUAUAUGCCAGUUCCGGCAUCUCAAGGAAGUAACACAACCACGCUUGCCCCAGGGGGCUCUCUCACAAAGAUUUCAACAAGAUAGGACGCUUCGUCAUGGAAGGAAAACGAUUGAGCCGGAAAUAACUCACUACAUCAGUGCAUGGAAGCUACGUACUACUCCAUAGGGAAAAACACCUUUAAUCACUGUAAUCUCGGAGUGUGUAAUUGAUUAAUUAGUUUGAAGAUUUGGGAAGUUGAUUACAAAUGACGAAUGACUGUUGAGGCAUAGCAUGCCCAUUGAUAUUCGAUAAUCUUGAGAAAGUUCGCAAGACUAUUUCGCGUGCUAAGCCCAAUCGGAUCCUUUAGUACAAGAUUGCCAGUCACAAAGGCUCGACAUUCGCACAACGCCUUGCAGCCGUGGACGCGUUAUUGAUAAGACAAAUGUUAUGGGUGGUUUGAGAUCACAUUCAUUACGGAAUGACUGGCAGCGAGUAUAAUACGGAACCUACGCGCCGUGGAUACAAUCGGUGACUGAGCCAAUUGUAGGCUAGACGCAUGGGUAUUCAACUACCUGUUACCUCUUCAGGGACGUUUGUAUUGAGAAAAACGCGAUUGUGUACAUAUCUAACAACGGGUCGUUCCGUGAAUGGCAAAAGUGUAUCGUUUGUGGAAAGUCCCACAAUGGUGGCCUAGCAGGUGGACAAAGCCGUUGCUACUUGCUGUCUAUGCUGGUCAAUAAGUUUAUAGAAAUCAGUUCAUAUAAGUGGCAGAAUGCGAUCCAAAACGGGUAUAGCCCCUCGCUUGGCGAGCACUCGCGAUGUGUCUGGGAAUCAUGCCAAUUCGCCAUACCCCCAGUGGAUGAAAUCCUUAGAGGUGAAAUACCAGAAGUUACAUACGAAGAUUAUGCAAAGUACAAGUGUUAGCUCUGUCCGACAGUUGGCUGGACCUCGGUCCAAGAGGUCAGAGGCCAGCGUGUCCAGGCUGAGUAACAGAACUCGUAACUCUAUACCGAUCAGACGAUCAGUUUGUAAAAGCAGUGUUGACAUUGGCUUAGGGAGCAUUGGAGCCGGGGUGAACGCCGGGGACGACUUCGAGGACGAUGAUAGUGACGACGACAUUCUGAAGGUGCCCAUGACACAGGAUCCAUGUGCUUCUAGGCGGGAGAAUGUACCGGAUGUCAAACCGUGGCGGGAAAGAUCAGAGGUUGCAAAGACAGCAGACGAGAUUUUAAAAGCGUCUGGUGUGAGGACGUGUGGAGUUGUGGAUAACACGACCACGAACGCCAUGAACUCUCAGGGUAAGAAUGUUGGCCAUGCGACCAACGUGGCUCAGUCAAUGGAUACUCUACUACCAACGCCACGAAAUGUAAAUACAUCUGUAAGUAGAGUAAGUAACAAGACUUCUAGAUCAUGUCCCGCGGUUAUACAAUCUGCAAAUGACUUCCCCAGACCAUCGGGGCUGAGACAGCCAUCUCGGCUACCUAGACCUACUAGACGAAAAAAUUUAAAAGUGUUUUCACGUAUGUCGUUAGAGGCACAAUACGCUAUAAAUGAGACAUUGAAUGAAAUGGGUGCUGAGAACUCUAGUCUAAAGCCAGCAUCUGUAACUGGAGAGGAUGGCCCAAUAAUAAAUGACAUUGACCCAAGCGUUCUCGCCAGUGGUGUGCUAUCUACAUGUGAAGUCGAGAAUGGAUCUUUAGACAGUGCAAGAAGUUGUGCAUCUAGUACUACUACUACUGAGUUAAUGGACUCUCGAGACAGAGGAGCACUAGGGGGAGACAAGUGUCUCUUUCCUCAGAUAAGCCUCAAAUCGAAUAUGUUACCUAAAUCCUCUUCGGUUGAAACACUGAACAAUGCAGAAGCGAUGAGGAUCCCGGGGGUGGGGAAGUAUAAUGUCAUCAGGCGGGAGAGAACUUUUCAAAUAACAUUUGGUGACUUCGACAUACGUUACAGGGACAUUAUCUCGUGCGACCGAAGGGGGUCUGAAACGCCCCCAGCAGAGAUCCGUGAGAAAGCGAUAGCCAAAUGUACCCAAUGGUUGGAGAAGUACAUGCCUAGGUAAUACAUAUAUGGUAAUAUAUAAUUUAGCUCAUAUAUGUACUUUUUUACCAAAGUGUCUUAUAUUUGCAAAAAAAACUCAUAACAGGAUUGUGAUGCGGUUUCCGAUUACACUACAUUUCAAAAUAGGUUGGGCAGGUAGACUUGAACAUAUAUGCACGGUGUUGGAUUAUUAAUGUGGAAGACACCAGUGUCUGGUAUAGUCUUUCAUGUGUUCUCUUUGUUUUAUCACGAACAGUGAAAUAGUAAAACAAAAGUGAGAAUCGGCGCCUAAAACUAUGGUCGGUAGGGUAAUCGGAACCCAACAAGUUGUUUAGUCCUUACGUUUUCGGAGAAUAUUCGUUAUCGUUACGUGUGCCUAGACGUAUGGAAAACUUGAAAGUCCACACCAUGGCUAAAUACUGCUAACUUAACUUUUAAUUCACCAACACGAAGGUCACGAAAGGUACAAGGAACCCUCCUUAGCUCGAACAUCGUAUACUCGAAUGUAUGUUAAGGUGAAACUUGGGUUAUUGCUGGGACUGCUGAACUGAUAUAUCGGACGUCCUUAGUGGUCACUACUCUAUUUCACAGUCCCUGAACCAUAUUAUUUUCCCUUUUGUCUCGUCCUUAACGAAGCACGUUUAGACAUUCCACACAUUCUGGGCCUCCAAUCUCAUCAGGGCCCCUUUUCAUUUUAAAUAUAGUUGGUUGUUUCUAUCAAAAUUAUACAUUUUCAGAGCCUAAGCGUUCGUCUAAGUGUUCACAAGCAUGCUAUACAUAGUCCUUUGACAAUAAGGAGUUUCAGCCAGUGUCACUACUGUUAUGUGGAACAGUGAUAGCAACGCUGACUGGUUAUUUUGUCAUAAAUACUCCUUCGUUAUUUUUUCAUAAAAAGAUUUAUUAAAAAUGUAUGGGAAUUUAAGUUUUAAAUUGAACAUCAUAUAGGGACUGGUAUUUAUU